AUGCAGUUCUCCAAGAUCACCAUUCUUCUCACCGCUGCCGUCAUGUACGCCGCCGGCGUCAGCGCGUCUUGCCAACAGAUCAAGUGCGACAAGACUUGCGGCUCAGGUGGUGCUAAGAAGAACUUCUGCGGUUCCAUCCAAUGCAACGAUCUCAACGUCGGCCGAAUCACGUGCUGCGAUGAUGUGCAGUGCACCCAGUAG
Molecule: messenger RNA, 201 nt
Organism: Colletotrichum siamense
Lineage: Eukaryota; Fungi; Ascomycota; Sordariomycetes; Glomerellales; Glomerellaceae
Exons: 1
Coding region: 1-201 (66 amino acids)
Source: RefSeq, a predicted model, not a curated record